GGAGGCAGAAACACAGCAGAGGCGGAGUUUUUAGGAGGGUCAAAGUUUUAUCCAAACAAAUGGAGACUUUCAUCUAAAGACUAUCAACAUUUCUAACUUUUUAAAGACUUUCACUCGACACCUGAGCUGUAAAUCAACUAACCGAACAUUCGGCGGAAAGAGCUUCGUAGCUGUUAGUUGCUGAGUGGGUGAGUUGGAUUGACCAUGGUCCGGUUUUUGAGGUUUUUCACGGUGGUGGGCGACGACCACCACGGUGCCUCAAAGUGGAAUGAAGAAGAACUACACAAAGUUACCGAAGACCGGGAGCCUGUAAAACAACCGGCCACACGGCUGACAUUCAGAGAUGCUCUGAAAAGUCUCUUCAGCUCGGAGAAAUUUCAGAUAGCUGUUGUGUGCUUGGUGAUCUUGGAUGCCUUAUUUGUUCUGUGUGAGCUGCUCUUAGACCUGUCUAUAAUCGAAGCGGACCAGCACCACAUCGCUCCACAGGUGUUUCACUACCUCAGCCUGGCGCUGCUCACCUUCUUCUUAGUGGAGCUGGGCUUUAAGCUGUACGCGUAUCGGCUCGAGUUUUUCCACCACAAGUUUGAGGUGUUUGAUGCGAUCGUCGUGAUUGUGUCCUUCAUCCUAGAUAUCGUGUACAUCUCCAAAGAAAACGCCUUUGAUGGCAUGGGCCUACUCAUCCUGCUCAGGCUGUGGAGGGUGGCCAGGAUCAUUAAUGGUAUUCUGUUGUCAGUGAAGAGUCAAGCUAAUCACAAAGUGCACAAGCUGAAAGAGGAAAAUGAUAAUCUCCUCCAUCAAAUCAGCGAGCUGCAAGAGCAGAAAAUUGCAAUGGAGCAAGAGGUCAGCAAGCUGAGAGCACUCUUAACAAAGCACUCCAUCCAGUACUGAUGACCGUAUCUCACCAUUACCAGCUGUACAAAAUACUCGUUAUAAUUCAUUAUGAAUAUGGGCCAGUGAAGGGAAAUAUAGUAAACUAACAAUCUAUAGCUCAGAGUUCUAGUUUCGUAUUUAACGCCAGUGCUACAAGCCAGAAUCAAGGAUGAUAAAUUUUAGCUAUACCAAUGCUAUACCAAUGCAGCUUUCUGAACAACAAGGCCCUGAAGGAGUGUUCAGAGUAGGAAUGUGCUGACAGUAAAUCAUUAUAGAAUAACUGUUACUUAAUAACAUCGCAAAAUUACAGGCUCAACUAAAACAUGUCACUCAGGAUUUCUGACCUCUGACUAGGACAAACUUAGAAUUCGUAAUUGGAAAGUUGGGACAGUCUCCUCAAUCCCGAGUUGUCAAAUCAACACGUCUGCUCACGGCAUCACCAUUAAACGAAGUAGCCCCUCAAGUUAUACUGUCCACACUUGUAUUUGUUUUAGAUCAAUCAACAUAUUAGCUUGUUAAAUCUAUAACACUGACUGUUCAGUUCGCUGUAUACAGUUGAGGAGGUAAAUAUACAUUAGUCAGUUAGCUGGCUGGAUUUUUGCUUAGAAAAGACAAACAUGGAGGCAUCCAUGUUUUUAUAACUCGCUAUGUAGCUUGAACACACACAGUUUGAAACUGACGUAAUUCUGAGUUCCAACUUCCCACAUCUGAGUUAAGUGGAGUGCAGCAUCUGUGAUGGUACUGGCCACCAUGUGUUUUUUUUUUUUUUUUUUUUUUUUUUUUUCCCAAGCCUUCUCCAAGGAGUUUCAUUCUAAUUUGUCCAUAAUAAGGACUAUUAGAAGACAACUGUACUAUACUGCCUUUUGAACGAGAGACAGAAUUUAUUUCAGGAAUCAGGAGUACAAAAUCGUGCCUAUCUACGGAGCCUUCUCCCAAAAGUAACACAGAUAGUCCUGAUUAUUUAAACUGUCCAUGACAACAUUAAAAUGCAUCAUGAAUAUCACAUUAUAUCAGCACAUGUAACAGGAAUAUUUAACAGGAUAUGUAACAGGAAGAAGGGAAUCAACAGUGAGCUUGUUCUUUAGCGUUUCUUUAAGGUUUAUAGCACCUCUUGAUUAUUUUCUUAUCCAAAGACUUUAUGCAGAAUUACAGUAUGUGCACUAAUAUAUUGCUAAGAAUUAAAUUGUUAAGCUUCUGUUUAGCCUGCUGCAAAAUAAUAUACUUUAACUAAUAUUAUGUAAAGGAAUCAAGUAUUUUUUUAUUUUAAUUGAAAAUAGUAUGCAUACAGAAUAAACUAUUACAAAAUGUGAA
Pangasianodon hypophthalmus (striped catfish) is the source of this 2181-nucleotide messenger RNA. RefSeq names its product hydrogen voltage-gated channel 1 (gene hvcn1). Gene Ontology annotation, molecular function: voltage-gated proton channel activity. Lineage: Eukaryota; Metazoa; Chordata; Actinopteri; Siluriformes; Pangasiidae. Gene Ontology annotation, cellular component: plasma membrane. The transcript is spliced from 6 exons. The record is from RefSeq and is a predicted model, not a curated record. Gene Ontology annotation, biological process: proton transmembrane transport. Bases 205 to 888 code for a protein of 227 amino acids.